Molecule: messenger RNA, 799 nt
Organism: Camellia sinensis
Lineage: Eukaryota; Viridiplantae; Streptophyta; Magnoliopsida; Ericales; Theaceae
Product: histone deacetylase-like protein
Molecular function (GO): zinc ion binding
Source: RefSeq, a predicted model, not a curated record
ACGUGGUGAGAAAGGUUGACCGUCAAUACAAAAAAAUGAGAAGAACGAAACCUAGGUAAAGUCCGGUCCAUAAAUGGCGAACAAAGAAGAAGCUUCAUCAUCGUCGUGUGUUGGUGUUACUACUACUACCACUACUACUACUAGUAUGGUGCUGGAAGGAGAUGAAGAAGAGCCCUUAUACGGGUCGGAGUCUGGCUGGGUCGAAGCCCUAACUAGUUGCGAUCAUUUGGCUUCGUUGGCUUCCGAUCUCAUUCACAUUCCAACCCCAGAUUCUCACUGCAACAGGUGCCACCACCCCAAAGAGAAUUGGUUAUGUUUAUACUGCAAGGAUGUUCUUUGUAGCCGUUUUAUCAACAAGCACAUGCUCGAGCAUUAUUGGGAAACCAGUCAUUGUGUGGCACUCAGCUACAGUGAUCUGUCAGUUUGGUGUUUCUUGUGCGAUUCUUAUUUAGAUGCUCAAGUGAUUUUGGCACUGCGGCCUGUUUAUGAAACUGCAUACCUGUUGAAAUUUGGCAAAGCGCCGCCAUUCCGGACUGUAGAAUUUUCACAAGUGGGAAAUAUUGAAGCUGAGGGCUCAACUUCAAGCAAAUAGGGUGUGUGUGGUUUCUCUGUCUUUUCUAAAUUUUCUUCCUCGUAGUCUCUUCAGGGGUUUGGUUGGGUAAAGGGAUUGUAUAUGUGGCUUCAAACUGCUUCACAAUGCUAAUUUCUUAAAGUUAAUGCCUUAAAGAUUUGUAAGUAAUUUGAUCGUAUUGACAUGGUAAAUAAAUAAAAAAAUGUCUAAGGCGCCCUUUUUUCCCCA